Salmo salar (Atlantic salmon) is the source of this 2380-nucleotide messenger RNA. It is a transcript of the gene vhl, whose product is annotated as von Hippel-Lindau tumor suppressor. NCBI's taxonomy places the organism in Eukaryota, Metazoa, Chordata, Actinopteri, Salmoniformes, Salmonidae. The record is from RefSeq and is marked provisional.
CAAGAUAUAACAACUUUAAAUAAGUUACCUUUAUAAUUAUCUAUAUGUUUAUCAUACUUUCUCCAAGACAUAACUUCUUAGCUACAGCUGCUAGAUCAAUUUAUAUAUAUAUUUUUUGCUAGCUAACGUCAAGUUAUGCCUCAAGAGAUUCAAGGGGGAGAAGAACAGCUCCCGUUGGUAAGGUCUCUGAAAAGCAGAAUACCGUCGAUUGCAGUGUUUUGUAACCGGAGUCCUCGAAUCAUGCGACCAGUAUGGAUUAAUUUCCGCGGGGAACCUCAAACCUACGAUAUUUUACAGCCAGGAAGAGGAAUGAGAAUGAACACCUUCGUAGGUCAUCCUUGGAUGUUCAGAGAUGCAGAGACAGAUGAGGCGCUGAAGGCGAAUAGUAAAGAGAUGUUCCUGCCCAAACCAAUGGAGAAUGGACAGGCUGUCCAGGUUAACAUCACAUUACCAGUCCUCAGCUUGAAGGAGCGUGCCCUCCAGGUAGUGCGGCGCCUGGUCCGUCCAGAGGACUACAGGAGGCUGGAGAUUGCUCGGUGUCUCCAUGAGGAACUGGAGGACCGUCCCAGCGUGCUGAAGGACCUGAUGCGUAUCGCCCAGCGCGUGGAACAGCGCCUCCUAGAAGACAGGCAGCAACCCCAGGAUGCAUGCGGAGCAACUUAGAGUAGGAGUUCUUAUAUAGAUAUCGCUAUAUGGCUCUGAAGUUGAUGUUUCUGAAUCUAUCAAAAUAAUAAGAUAACAGAAUGUAAGAUGGUUUGAUUGGACACUAGGAGGUCAGGGUUGAAUUCACUGCUGUAGCGACUACCGAGGGUCUUCUCCAUCAUUUUUUGUUGUUGUUGCAAUUGUUUAAUAUGGUCUUUGUAGCUUAGGAAAAAAAUGUGUAAACCAAUUCAGUGGUCUGACUUUAGAGAAGGGAUCAUCAACAUGAUUCAGCUGCUGGCUGUUUUUUUUGUUGUUGUUGCAGAUUGUCAGGUGGUUGGAACAUAAUUACAAUUCAUUUGUUGACUGCAAAAUCACUGCAAGAAGCACAAACAUAUAUAAUAUUUGACUAAAGCAUAAUAAUUUCAAACCUUGCUUACAUUUGUACACUGUCACAUAUCUCUCUUUUAUGCCACAUUGGAAUACUUUGGAACAGAUUUCCAAAAUUUCAAUCACUUGGAGCUGAUUUGAUGUUUUUUUGUUUUUUUUACAUUUUAUGUCCAACUAAUAUAUAUAUAUAUAUAUGUCAUCAAGGCAAAGGGUGGACACUUAUAUAUAUUAUUUUUGCUCAGAAAACUUGGCUGACCAAAUAAAAUCCCCCACUGGUUGGGGAACCCUGCUUUAGAGCGUUUAAGACUUUCAAGCAGGUUUUGCUCAUCAGCUUGUUAAUCAAAUUUACUGGGUUUGGAAUAGAUUAAGUAAACCAAAAUAUAUUGAUUUAGCUUGAUUUACACGUUAGCGUGUACACGUUUUUUAUUUACAUACUGUAACUUUAUAAUGAACAACCUCCAACGUAUUUAUUGAUCAUAAAAUGUAAAGAUGUGAGAAAAGAUGUACAGGUUUGAAUGAGGGAUGGGUCAAAGUAACUAUUAUAAACUGGGUGGUUCGAGCCCUGAAUGCUGAUUGGCUGACACCUUUGGUAUAUCAGACCAGAUACUACAGGUAUGACAAAACAUUUAUUUUUACUGCUCUAAUUUCGUUUGUAACCAGUUUAUAAUAGCAAUAAGGCACCUCGGGGGUUUGUGGUAUAUGGCCAAUAUACCACAGCUAAAGGUUGUGAUGCGUCAUGCCUACGAACAGCUCUUAGUCGUGGUAUAUUGGCCAUAUACCACACCCCCUCGUGCCUUACUGCUUAAGUAUAGGAAUAUAUACUGAGUGUACAAAACAUUAAGAACAUCUUCCUAAUAUUGAGUUGCACCCCCCGGAUGCCCUUUUGUUGGUGGACCGUUCUUGAUACACACGGGAACCUGUGGAGCAUGAAAAACCAAGCAGCAUUGCAGUUCUUGACACAAAAUAGUGCGCCUGGCUCCUACUACCAUACCCCGUUCAAAGGCGCUUACAUUUUUUUGUCUUGCCCAUUCACCCUCCGAAUGGCACACGCAAUCCAUGUCUCAAAAAUACUUAUUUAACCUGUCUCCAUCCCUUCAUCUACACUGAUUGAAGUGGAUUUAACAAGUGACAUCAAUAAGGGAUCAUAACUUUCAGCUGGUCAGGCUCAUGGAGCAGGUGUUCAUAAUGUUUUGUACACUCGGUGUAUAUUGCAAACAACCUUUGAGGCUACGUGAAAAAUACAUACUGUAUGUAUCUAAGUGCCUGUUUUUUUUGCAGUGUUUUCUAUUUGUAAUAUAUUACACAUAUGCAAAAGACUGAUACAUAAACCUAAUAAAUGUUUAUGUUCUUG